This is a messenger RNA of Marchantia polymorpha subsp. ruderalis, 2781 nucleotides long. Lineage: Eukaryota; Viridiplantae; Streptophyta; Marchantiopsida; Marchantiales; Marchantiaceae. The record is from the annotation of a GenBank genome assembly.
CUCGUUCUACCCGUUGGGUCCCAUCUUUCAUACACUCCCCCCCGGCCCUGCAGCCUCCCAUUCACUCAUCCACCACUCUCACUCUCCCCUCGACUUCGCAGAUCUCGAAUCCUCCAGCACCAGCAGCAGCAGUAACUCCUGCGGGGUCUGCCCUUUGUCUUUUAUCUGUCUCCCUCUCCUCCUCCUCCUCCCUUCGAACAAUCGUUCCAACGGGCAUCUGCGCCUCUAUUUACUCUUGUAGUUCAAUUGUCGAGCUCUUGCAGAAGAGCUGGUUCACUGGCAUCGCAAUUACGAAUGCGCAUGAGAGAGGAGAGAGGCAGGCGAGCGGCGGACAGAGCUCAUUCGAAGGCGACGAGUGUCUUUGUCGUUGCUGAAUGCAGCGCGUGUUGUUGUUGUUGUUGGCAGGCAGGUAGCGAGCUGAAUCGCAGCGAAGGUAGAGCGAGGGCGUCAGGGAGUGAUCGAGAGAGUGAGAGAUAGACACUGAGAGAAAGUGAGAGAGCGAGAGAGGUGACGAUUGUAGAUGGUAAUUUGAUCGACGAGCUGAUUCUACCACUCCAGGUCUACACGGAGUAUGUCAGAAGAUUGUUGGGGAGUUUUCGAGAGAGUGUGACAUCAGACUUUGGAUGACGAUAGGACUGUAAUUGAGGGAGCAGACGAGUCGCUUGCCGCGUUCCAGCUGAAGGCAUCGUCGCAUCGUCGCUUCGUCGCCUCGACACUGGAAGGAAGGUGAGCGCGAGUCCGCAGGGAGGAGCAAGAAAUUUCGGUACGAUUCAGCGUAAAAGACCAAUGGCUGGUACCAGAGUCGAGCGGGCCGAGAGGCCAGCGGGCAGGGAGAACAUGGCCACCAAGGGCGGCCUGGCAAAUGCCCCUCCCGCAGCCAACACUCGGCGGGCGCUGGGCGACAUUGGAAAUCUGGUGGGUGCCAUGGCAGUGCGGUGCCACGUGAGUAAGGAUGGCGUAGUGAACCCCGUGAAGCAGGAGGUCGUCACCACCUGGGGCGCAAAGCAGCGGCGCACCGCCGUGGUCGUCACUGCGGAGGUCAAGGCCGAGCCUGUUGUCGAGGAAUCGAAGGUCCUCGAUGCUGCCAGUGCCAGCGCCAGCGCCGUCGAGGCCGACAUUGCUCCUGCUUCGGGGCUGCCUCCUCCGGGCCCCCGCCUCAAAGCCUUCGCCACUCGCGGGCAGCGCACAGCCGCCGUGAAGAAGGUGCCCACUCUGACCGCCACCCUCACGGCUCGCAGUGAAGCUCUGGGCAGGCAUGAUACGGAAAUGCUCGAAGCCGACGAGCAGGUGCCCAACAUCGACGAGGCCGACAUUGGGAACCAAUUGGCCGUCGUCGAUUACGUGGAGGAUAUCUACAGCUUCUAUCGUAAAGCCGAGGUCCAGAGCUGCGUUGCUCCCGAUUACAUGACCCGCCAGGCGGAUAUUAACGAUAAGAUGAGAGCUAUUCUGAUCGAUUGGCUCAUUGAGGUGCACUUGAAGUUCGGGCUCAUGCCAGAAACUCUUUUCUUGACCACGAACCUCAUCGACCGCUACCUUUCGACCGAGAGCGUGUCGAGGAAGACGCUGCAGCUCGUCGGAGUCACGGCUAUGCUGCUCGCAGCCAAGUACGAGGAGAUCAUCGCCCCGGAGGUCGAGGCGAUCGUUUUCAUCUCCGACGACGCGUACACCAGACAGCAAGUGCUGGCCAUGGAAAAGGCAAUGCUGAACACUCUCCGCUUCAACUUGACCGUUCCCACCCCGUAUGUCUUUAUGGUGCGAUUUUUGAAGGCUGCGGUCUCGGACAAGCAGAUGGAGCUGCUGGCUUUCUUCCUGGUGGAGCUGUGCCUUACGGAGUACUCGAUGGUGAAGUUUCCACCAUCGCAGCUGGCAGCAGCCGCAGUGUACACGGCCCAUCACACCCUUGGGCGGACACCAUGCUGGACCCCGAGUUUGGUCCGUCAUUCCGGCUACGCAGAAGCUCAGCUCAAGGACUGCUCGAACAUGAUGGUGGGAUUCCACCGCAAGGCUGCCGAAGGCAAGCUCCUUGUCGUGCACAAGAAAUACUCGAGCUCGAAGUUCCAGUCUGUGGCGACUCUGGCGCCCGCGGUGAUCUCCGCUGACGGCGAGUUGGAGAGCCCCGCGAGCAACGCUUGAAGGGAUGCGAUGGGAUCGGACCCGAUCGAUCGGCGGGGAGCUGAGAACCCAGCGUAGGAAAAGUAGGACGAAUUGUGCGAGUUGAGCUGAGAAAAUUCAGCUGUUGCGCGAAAACGAUGUAAAGAUGGUUGGUUGUCGGGUGGGGGCGGAUAUCGGCGAGGAAUUUCAACUUGUUGCGUUGAUAUCCCAUCUAGAUUGAUCCGUGGGUUGGGACCCGUCCGACGAACGGAUGCCUUGUAAUAUAUAUUUCAUGUCACGGCCACCAUGAUUAUUUUGAUUACCGAUCGAAAGCCAGGGGGUGCAACCUCCUUCUCGUCGCUGGACCGACGGCGCCCGGCUCGGGGCACGGCCGGACGGGAGAGAAGAUUAGAGACGAGUAGAGAAGAUUGUCGGUGCGAAGAGCUUCGCUGGGGGCGCUCCCUUCAUUGAACACAUAUUCGAUUGAGCCGCAGGAGGACAGAAUUCUGGAACCCCUCAGCUUUUUCCAUCUAGGAGGUAGAUUUUAGGCUUUCACAGGCGACGAUAGUAGCUGUAGUUGGAACGGUCUCCCAGCGCCCUGCAUUCCAGAAACUGGAUGUGGCGGUGUACUUUCAAGAAAACAUGACGACGCGAGAGAGCUUGGCAUAUAUUUCGGAACAUUUAUUCCAA